Monosiga brevicollis MX1 is the source of this 951-nucleotide messenger RNA. RefSeq lists its product as uncharacterized. The record is from RefSeq and is a predicted model, not a curated record. The transcript is spliced from 2 exons. Bases 1 to 951 code for a protein of 316 amino acids. Gene Ontology annotation, biological process: lipid metabolic process. NCBI's taxonomy places the organism in Eukaryota, Choanoflagellata, Craspedida, Salpingoecidae.
AUGGGAUUGUGUGGGACGGAUGCUGCAAGCUGGCGGCUUGCGGCAGUGAUGUUGGUAUGGGUGCUGUCGUACUCCUCUGCAUCGACGAGCUGUCGCUAUGCCUCGCCUUGGUCGGACCUCGCGCAGUUGCGGGCAGGCAACUUGACCGUGUCCGAGUGGCACGCCAUCAUCGGUGCCUUUGCCAACGUGACCACCGACACGUACACCAACGGAUCGACCAGCAACGUCGGGGGCUACCGCGAGCUCACACGCUUGGCCCCUGAUUUCGGCCUUCACGCCAUUGUGCUCCAAGCCGAGACUGAUCCCCAACGCAUCAUCAUCGCCUUCCGGGGCACGGAUCUCAACGAGAGCUCACCCUCUGGUCAGGUGGACAAUUGCGCCGACUGGCUCAUUUGGCACCCGUGGCUACAGCCCCCCUCUUAUUGCCAAAACUUUAAUCGCUCAACCUACGACUACGUGACCAAUGCCCUGCAUCUGGUAGCCAAGGUGCAGGCACAAUACCCCUCCGCCAGCCUGGUGACCACAGGGCACAGUCUUGGGGCGGGGCUCGCUUUCCUGACGGCAAUCAACCACUCUACACCCGAGGCGCCUGUUCCAGCAGUUGCUUUUGCUUGUCCUGGUAUUCUGGGCUAUAUGCGUCGACAGCACUGGGUCCCAACAUCCGAUUCCCUAGCUUGUCUAUUGCAAGUUGAUGACAGCCAGGAUCCAGCCGUCCACUUGACCCAAGUGAAUCAGACGGGCGUGUUUUUGCGCUAUGACACGGGGCAUGACCUCAGCUGCGACGUCUGCUUCAAAAACUCGACGCCCAGCCUAUCCCAUCUAAGUCCAUGGUGUGCUCUCUGCUUUGAUCGGCAUCACAUCUACCGCAACUACCUCAACAAAAUUUUCAACAGCACCCUGCCGACCUUUGGCGUCUGGAACACGACCACAAACACAGCAUGGUCCAGCUAA